Messenger RNA from Megalops cyprinoides (Indo-Pacific tarpon), 5588 nucleotides. RefSeq names its product amyloid-beta A4 precursor protein-binding family B member 1-like. NCBI's taxonomy places the organism in Eukaryota, Metazoa, Chordata, Actinopteri, Elopiformes, Megalopidae. Bases 237 to 2264 code for a protein of 675 amino acids. The transcript has 14 exons. Gene Ontology annotation, cellular component: nucleus; cytoplasm. Gene Ontology annotation, molecular function: transcription factor binding; amyloid-beta binding. Gene Ontology annotation, biological process: regulation of DNA-templated transcription. The record is from RefSeq and is a predicted model, not a curated record.
GCCCCUGCAGCUCGUGAAAUUGACCAUGUUCCAGCGGCAGGAUUGACCAGAUUGCGUUUAAUCUAGUUUAAUUAAGACAGAAUAUUAAAAAAUACAACAAAGGGAGCACAGACGCAGAACGGCCCGAGGUUGACGCUGAGCCAGUCAAGAAAGGCCAAGUCUAAGGCUCUUCUCCCUCCUCAAAAGUCCUUGAGAGCCGCCAUAUUUGCUCGACCUCCGAGCUGCCAAACGGCAAUAUGGGAGGCCUUGGUGAUGAGGCAUCCAACCAGCUGACUGACAACCAGAACCAGGAUGAGGAGCCAGCCCAGAACCAGGAGAACGAAGCUGACCACCGGGGCGUCCAGGAGCAUCCGGGAAACAACGCCAAGUGGGUCAAGGAGGGCCAGAACCAGCUGCGCAAGGUGGCUGAGAGACAGCAGGACCAGAACCGCAACCCCAGCCGGAACCACAACCCCAACCACAACCCGAACCAGAAUGCCACUCAGGGGAAACGGUCGGGAGACAGAGAGAAGACCACCUCCAACAAGACCCUGAGGUUUUUGUGCUCUGACCUGGAGUGCAAGAAUUCCGCCAACAAGCCUAUACUCAUUGACAACUUGGUGGCUCUAGAGGGUGAAGAGGACGAAGAGGAUGAGGAGGAGGAGGGAGCGGAAGGAGAGAGGGAGGAUGAGGAAGAGGCGAGGGGGAUGAGGGGGGAGAAGGACACAGACUCGUCCUCUGAGACUCAGAGUAACGGCGAGUCCCGUAAGGAAGGCAGUGGGGGUGGACGGAGUGCCUGUUUGCUGUUUGGCGGUAGGAACGGGGCACCAAGCGAUGAAGACUCCAGCUGGACCUCACUGUCCCAGGACAGCACAGCCAACAGCUCACCAGAUGGAGAGACAGAGACCUUCUGGGACCGCAGCGCGUUUGAGACGGACACAGACCUGCCUGCCGGGUGGAUGCGGGUUCGAGACACCUCGGGCACCUACUACUGGCACAUCCCCACCGGCACCACUCAAUGGGAGCCUCCCUCGCCCCUGGAAGGCGGGGCCCCAGAUAGGCCCUCCAGCACGUCUUCGGCAACCACGCCCAGCGAGGAGCCGCAGGAAGGGGAUGUUGUCCCCGACCAGAGCCUGAAGGAGUUUGAGGGAGCCACUCUGCGCUACGCCUCCAUCAACCUCAGCUGCUCUCUCUCAGAGGAUGAGGAGAAGCAUAGCUCUGUCAGCACUGACCUGGAGGCCAAGCAGUGCUUCGCCGUGCGCUCUCUGGGCUGGGUGGAGAUGUCUGAGGAGGACAUGGCUCCGGGCAAGAGCAGCGUCGCCGUCAACAACUGCAUCCGGCAGCUCUCCUACCACAAGCAGAACCUGCACGACUCGGCCGGCAUCUGGGGCGAGGGGAAGGACAUGCUUCUGGUUCUGGAGAACGAGACGCUGAAGCUGAUUGACCCGCUGGGCCAGACCCUGCUGCACUCGCAGCCAAUUGCCAACAUUCGUGUGUGGGGCGUGGGCCGGGACAACGGAAGGGAGAGGGACUUCGCCUAUGUGGCCCGCGACAAGCUGACCCACGUCCUCAAGUGUCACGUGUUCCGCUGUGACACUCCCGCCAAGAACAUCGCCACCAGCAUGCACGACAUCUGCUCCAAGAUCAUGUCGGAGAGGAAGUCGUCCAAAUCAUGUCUGAGCAGGCUGAAUAUUGACCCUUCCAAGCUCGUAGACAUUCCUGUCCAAGAGUUCCCUGCUCCAAAGAAUGAGCUAGUCCAACGCUUCCAUGUGCGCUACCUGGGUAACGUGCCAGUGGCCAAACCUGUAGGUAAGGAACACUUUGGUAUGGACACAGUCAAUCUCGCCCUGGAGAUGGCGCUGACCACCAAAGAGAAACACGAGUGGACGCCCGUCACUGUAAACGUGGCUUCAGCCACGCUGACCAUCCUGGCCAUCGAGACGGAGGAGGUGCUGUCGGAGUGCCGGGUGCGCUUCCUGUCCUUCAUGGGCGUGGGCAAAGACGUCCACACCUUCGCCUUCAUCAUGGCCGAGGGCCCGGGAAACUUCCUGUGCCACAUGUUCUGGUGCGACCCCAACGCCGCCAGCCUGUCGGAGGCCGUGCAGGCGGCCUGCAUGCUGCGCUAUCAGAAGUGUCUGGACGCGCGGCCCCCCAGCACCAGCUCCUGCCUGCCCACCCCCCCGGCGGACUCGGUGGCACGCCGUGUGGGCUCCAGCGUCAAAAAGGGGGUCCAGACCUUACUGGGGAGCUUCAAGCAGAGGCGGUCCGAAGCAGAGACCCCCUGAGGAGGAGACGAGCUUGCUUCCCAGCAGCCACCGGGGUCAUCCCCCCCCCUUCCCACCGUUCUCCCCUCCUCCUUCUCCUUCACAGCGGCAACCCACACGUUCUUCAUCACUGCUGCGUUGCUUUAACACUGUGUCGGCCCUCUCUAACUCAGCGUUAAAGCGACAGGCGAUAUUUCAGUUCUUUCUGACUGCCUUAGCCUCGCCUUGCCCUCUCCAAAAUCAUACGUGACGGGCAAGUGCAGGAAGCCGUUUCUUCAUUUUCGCUGCAGUUAUUAAUCGAUACACAGCUGUGUGUUUGCUUUGAGGGAAAGCUGUGAGGAGUUGUCUGAAUGGAUGGUAGCACUUCUGUGGCAUUCCAUAUUUCCAAAAAUUUGGAAAGAAGGAAGUCAUCUGUGAUUUUAAAGUUCCACAAAAAAACAUGCUAAAUUUUUGUGAACUUUUAAACCCAUUUAUUAUGUCUAACCCCAUCUCUUCAAAUUAAAAUUCGAAGGGUAAGGGUUAGUCUGGAUCACGUGUAUAUAAGUACGUACAAAAACCAUUGCCUAACAUGUUAGUAAAAGUCAGGGUGGAUGUUAAUGAAGAAAGCUGAAGAAAACUAUAAUGUAGAGAGAGAGUACAGAGCUUCUGGGAAUAUCCAAAAAGCUGGAGGGGUCAGGCUGUCGUAAGUGUAACUAAUAAACCUUAGUGUUUUUGUAGUCAUGUCUUGCCUUAUGGUCCUCUGCAGUAGAAAUCUUUUCUGUUAAAAAUCCAGAUGCACACUGACAGAGCAGUAAUGGUUUCGUGACCAUAUCAUACAAGAAAGCAACCUUAGAAAUUUACUAAUAAAAUACAAAGAAAUUUGAAGGUAAGAACAUAAAAAGAAGGAAAAUGCUCUCUGAUGAAAAUGUCUUCUUGCCUGAUUGAAUCGUGUACUUUUCCAUAAGGUUUCCAGGAAUUGGGUUUCAGUUACGCAAAUGUGUGUUCCUCUGCUUGAGUGAAUAAGUUUCUGUACCAUUAACAAUACGCAAGCCAAAAAUAUCUAUAUAUUACUGUCUUCCAAAACAAUCAGUGGUCAUUUGCCAAGUGCUGAGUCUACACAGCAACUGAUGUGAGAGUGAAAUGUUUGGUAUUGAAGUUUCCUGCUUUGACAGUUGUCAGCUGAGUUCUUGCGUGCAGUAAGUUGACCUUCCUGUUGCUCUUGGCAGCAAAGAGAUGUAUGCUGGGAUUUGGAGGCAGUGGGUUCCGAUCACAGGCCAAUGGAACUGCACACACUGUUGUAUGCUGUGGUUCCUGGCGCAGGGGUGGGUUUGCUGACGUGAGCUCAGUGCUUCCAAAACUACAAAACCCAACAGAGCUAAUGGCUUCUGAGGCUUUUCUCUCGCUCUGUGGACUUUGGUGAAGAGCAGUGAAGUGAAAAUAGCAAACGUUGCUUUUUCCGCCUAAUUCGGCCUCUGCUGCUUUUUAAACGCUGCCCAGAUACACCACAGAUGAGGGUGUAAUUAAAGGGUAGAGUUUGGUUAGGGGGUGAGCGUUGACUUUCCACUGCACAUUUUCCUCCCUUAAUGCCAAGUGUUAUCCCUGACGUGUGGGACAAGAGUGGCCUCAGUGGUCAACCUUUUCUGAGUUUCGGGUCACUCUGUCACUCUGUCACUUUGUCUGUCAUGAGUCUAUGGCCAUUAUGGGUUUCACUGUCAGUUUAUUCACAUAUCUGCCCCUCCCCUUAGCAUUUCACAUUGGCUGCCUUGUACAGUUACUGGCUCUUAUUGUUUAUACCCAAUUUGUAUUAUACACUGCACCAUGUUUUUACUAUGUCUUUAUCCUCUCAACUAGUAAGUAAAUGCAUUAUGUGUUGUAGGGGCACACUUAUUCUGUAUAAGGCAAUAAUUUUAUGGAAGUGUUUUUUAUUUUUGAUCAUUUCAUUUUUACUUUGUUUGUUUUAUAAAUUUAAUUCGCUUCUUGGUUGAAAUACACCCUAUGUGCUGGUUCUGUCUGCUUCACCGUUUUACCUUGUAACGAAGCCUUAAAACUGUUCCUUUUACUGCUGUCGCCAGAAUCUAGUCUUGGGAUUCUUGAGUCUGAAGGACCUUCUUUACUUGUGCCAGGGGUACAACAUUUUGUUCCGCUAUGUCAGUAUUUUAAUCAUCGUAAGGAGCUCAGUGUUUGCUGUCUGUGUCCUGCUGGAUUCAAAGUACACCUCCAGCGAUCUGGGAUCAGUUUUCCCAUCCCUGAUCCAAACCCCAAAGACUUUGUGUAAGAGUUAAAUACUGAACCAGGAUGGGUCUUGGGGUCAGAAUUGUUUUUUACGCCUGCUCAUGGUCCUGGAGGGCUACAGUCCCGUCUGGUUUCCAAACUCCUGAAAGCCUGAACCAGGGUUCAGUUUUUCAAAAAUUAUAAAUGGGCGUAUCUGAUGCGCUGUAUGAGUUAACUGCUAUUACUAAAAUAUAUAAUACUACUACUGUGUCCCCCACAUUAAGGAUCUGAGAGUCACAAUCUCAGAAUGCAUGUACCAUUAUUACUCUGCUCAUUACCAUGCUUAAUAUUUUCUUUUGUUUUUGCUAACUUAUUGGGCAAGUUUUUCAUAAGGUUUUAAAGAUGUAUAGAGUUUGAGUCUGGGACACAUGAUUUUAUGUAAGUCUGGUGAAAAGUUUCAGAAACUGAACUGUAGCACCGAACAAGACACUUGCAAGACCUCUUAUUAUAGAUUGUUCUACAAGAUCUAAUCCACAAUGUCUACGGCAAUAAGCUGCCGAAGCAAUUUCACUGUUGCCGUUUCAAUUUUAUCAAUAAUUGUAGCUAACUUGUAACAGGUGUUAUUGUGGCUGAAUUGUAUAUUCCAGGUGCAGGCCUCUGAAUCGGGUGGUGUGAUUUUAACAUAACAAUUUUAGUGAAAUUAAUUUUAAAUGCUUAGGUGUUGCGAAAGUUGUUGAAAGUGUAGCCCUUCAGGACAAGGAGGGAAGGACAUCAGAGAAAAGGUUUGGCUACAGCUGCAGAGAGAAAAACAGCGACCCAACAGGAAAGACGUAUUUUCUUUGAUUUGGUUUCAUAUAAUCGUCCAAUAUUUAGAAUAUUGUAUGUAUUGUUGGUCUGGAACUGCUCUUGAUAUAGCAACUCAAAUACUAACACAAUCUAGCGCUUAUGAUUCACGCCGUUGUAAUCUCAGAUGUGACGGAGCUUGAUUUUAUAACACCCUUUUAACUGUGCUGUCAUUGGCCUAUGGUGGUAGCAAUUUAGAUCACUCGAGUUGGUACCUAAGAAGUCUGUUCAUUUUGUAUUUCCAUCCUGUAAAUACAUCCUUAUUUAUUGAAGGAUUUCAGGAAUGUCAUCAGUAAACUCUAGGCUAUAAAG